CACCUUAUUUCAUUUCAGUCUUCUUAACAUGGACAUACAAUGUACGUGUAUUGUACAUAAAAACACUUUGUACCAUACUUUAAAUAAUAAGUGAGUUCUGCUUCUAUACUGCUGAACGAAAAGAAAAAAACACGUAGGGCUUUAAGUGUAUACUCGGCUACACUUUUUUCUGUCAUUUAUUGUAAACUGGUCAGAAAAUACGGACAGCAUGUGACUGACGGAAUACUGAACAACUAGCCAAAGAAAAAAUAUAUAUGAGUGGACACCAUUUUUCUUAGUGUUGGUAAAUGCAAAAUGAAAUAAAUUCAGAGUUGCACUAUUUUGUCAUUUUCUAACUUAUCCAUUACACUGUUUGGUUUUUUCAUUCAUAGUUUAUCUAGAUAGUAUAAUACUCAUAUUAUCUGUCUAUAUGUGUGUAAAGUCAUAAGAUGGAUUCUGAGAAAUACUAUUUCUCUAAAAUCGAACUUUAUGAUCCAAAUGAAAUUACAAACUAUGGAAUACAAAAACAAUUCCAACGAAAGAAGAGGAGAAAACUGGCAAAACUCGAGAGAGAAGGAAUAUUUAUCGGCAAAGACCCUAUAAAUUUGUUGAAAAAAGCUACCAAGAUCUCCGAAUCAGCUUCCAGUAACUCAGAUAUAACAUCCAACGAUCUGAUACGCAAGAAGUGGAGGAUCGCAUCCCUUAAAGCUCAAGGUGUGAAGGUUAAAGAUGACAUAUCACUGCUUAAAAAAUCAGCUAAAAAAGUACAAAAACUCAAGAGGAAAAGUGCUAAAAAUUGGAAAAAACGCACAGAAGCCACUGAACAAAAGAUGCGUGAGAAACAAAUGAAAAGAACAGCAAAUAUCCAAGCAAGAAGGACGAAGAAGCUUUCGAAAAAAAUUCGUAAAGCUCGUGAUAGAGGGAGAAUUUUUACUACAUCUGAGUGACAUUUAGUUGUAAAUAAUAAAAACUAUUUUUCUAUUCACGUGUUCCUAUUCUAAAUAAAUUUAUACGGUUAAGCCAAGUGGCAGCGUACCAACAGCUCAAUUCAGAUCGGUUUAAAACCUUCUAGCUGCCUAGAAUAGAUUCAGUAGCUAUAUCAGGUUCAUAAAAGCAUCC
Molecule: messenger RNA, 1098 nt
Organism: Trichobilharzia szidati
Lineage: Eukaryota; Metazoa; Platyhelminthes; Trematoda; Strigeidida; Schistosomatidae
Source: the annotation of a GenBank genome assembly